UGCCUCACUUGCCGUACGAAACACGGAAACAGCUGUGGACAUGGCACAGGCCGCUAGCCUGUUAGCCAUAUUCCGCUGUUUAUUACUGUGAGAAAAUGUUGAUUAAAAAGCAGUAUUGAGUGUGUUGAUAGAAGAAUAUGUGGCGGGGAUGUGGCUAAAUAAUGGGAAACGUCUUUGGGAGAAAGAGUCAUCCUUCUCGUGUAACGGAUCAAGACAGAGCCAUUUUGCAAUUGAAGCAGCAGAGAGAUAAGCUGAAGCAGUAUCAAAAGAGAAUCACCUUACAGCUGGAGAAGGAGCGGCUUCUGGCAAAGCAGCUGCUAAAAGAUGGCAAGAAAGAGAAAGCAUUGCUGCUUCUUAAGAAAAAACGGUAUCAGGAUCAGCUUCUAGACAAGACAGAAAAUCAGAUUUCCAACUUAGAGCGCAUGGUUCAAGAUAUUGAAUUUAUGCAAAUUGAGAUGAAAGUCAUCGAGGGGCUUAAGGUUGGCAACGACUGUCUGAAGAGUAUGCACGAGAUCAUGUCAAUAGAAGACGUGGAGAAGAUCCUGGACGAGACACAGGAAGCAAUUGAAUAUCAAAGACAAAUAGAUGAAGUGCUGGCUGGAGCCCUGACACAGGAGGAUGAGGACGCUGUUUUAGCGGAGCUGGAUGCAAUCACUCAGGGAGAAGAUGUUACGCUUCCAGAGGUCCCCACUGAACCAGUACCAGAAGUCCCAGAAGCAGCUAGUACUGAGACAGAGAGGGGAGAAUCUAAGAACAAGCCAGUCAGAGAGAUGCUGGCAGCCUAACACACUGAAUUUGCGUUUGAUAUCUAGUGUGGAGCUGCAAAUAAGUAGAGUUGGGUCUAUUUGUUCAGAGUUUUGGUUUGUAACAGUGGGAAGUGCAUAUAUCAGUGCAUCUUCCUACGUUUUACAGCAUCAGGACUGUCUGCACUCUGGUUCACUGCUUCCAAAAUAUUCUGUUUCUCUUUCUGAUUUGCAUUAGUAAAUCAAUGUUACAUUGUAGCGACUAUCGUAGAUAAACAGGAUGCAUUUUUUAGAUGUUUUACACGUUCAUGUAAUCAGAUUUUGCAUAUUAAAUUGAGUUGUGGGAACAAUA
Messenger RNA from Mugil cephalus (flathead mullet), 1095 nucleotides. RefSeq names its product charged multivesicular body protein 6-like. Lineage: Eukaryota; Metazoa; Chordata; Actinopteri; Mugiliformes; Mugilidae. Gene Ontology annotation, biological process: vesicle budding from membrane; late endosome to vacuole transport via multivesicular body sorting pathway. The coding region runs from base 162 to 785 and encodes 207 amino acids. The record is from RefSeq and is a predicted model, not a curated record. The transcript is spliced from 8 exons. Gene Ontology annotation, cellular component: ESCRT III complex; multivesicular body.